Messenger RNA from Loxodonta africana (African savanna elephant), 765 nucleotides. It is a transcript of the gene PRSS58, whose product is annotated as serine protease 58. The record is from RefSeq and is a predicted model, not a curated record. Gene Ontology annotation, biological process: proteolysis. The coding region runs from base 1 to 729 and encodes 242 amino acids. Lineage: Eukaryota; Metazoa; Chordata; Mammalia; Proboscidea; Elephantidae. The transcript has 5 exons. Gene Ontology annotation, molecular function: serine-type endopeptidase activity.
AUGAAGUUGACCUUCCUCUGGGCCCUAUUGAGCCUGCCAGUUACUUUGGCCUUCAAUCCAGAUUAUGAAGAUGACCUCAUCCCUCCUCCCUACUUGGUCUACCUGAAAUCAAAUUACCUGCCCUGCACUGGAGCCCUAGUUCACCCGCUCUGGGUCAUCACAUCAGCUCACUGCAACCUACCGAAGCUAACAGUGGUCUUGGGGGCCACAAACCCAGGAGACCUGAGUGAAAACCAUCUGCAAGUGGUAGGCUAUGAGAAGAUGAUCCACCACCCAUACUUCACAGUCACUUCCAUUGAGUAUGACCUCAUGUUAAUCAAGCUGAAAAGGAAGAGCCACCUCAAUGAGUAUGUGCAGCUGGUCAACCUUCCCCACCAGGAUGUCCCUGAAAACACCAUGUGCACUGUCUCCACCUGGGCCUACGACUUGUGUGAUAUCUCCAAAGACCCUAACUCAAUGCAGAGGGUGAACAUCACCGUGAUCCCCAAGGCGCAGUGCCAGGAUGCCUAUAGAACCCACCGCAUUCGAGAAAGCAUGCUGUGCCUGGGCAUCGUGCCUGGAAGGAGGCUGCCCUGCAAGGAAGUAACGGCUGCCCCAGCAGUCUGCAAUGGGACACUCCAUGGAAUCCUGGCUUUUGCGGAUGGGUGUGUGCUGAGAGCAGAUGUUGCCAUCUACACCAGAAUCUUUAGCUACAUGUCCUGGAUCCAAAAUAUCAUCCAAAACCACUGAGCCCCCAUGGGAGUAGUUCCAGGCCAUGUGACACAG